AUGUUGCGUAGCAUCCUGCUUUUGAGGGUUUUAGCUCUCAUUCCAAACAUGAUCACAAACGCGGUCCCUGCAAACGCGAAAAAUGACGACCCAAUCCCCAUCGACAAACGCACAGCAGAAGAAAUCAUCUCUCAGCUCAAUCUAACCGCCAACGUUGAGAAGGGCUACUACAUCCAAACCUUUCAGGAUCCAGACGUCAACUCCAAUAAUCGCUCCGGCUCAGCGGGAUCUUCGACGUGGCACCGUGUUGACGCAGCUGAAGUGUGGCACUACUACGCUGGGGCACCACUGACAUUGUCAUUAUCAUACAACAAUAGUAAGCCGGCGCGGGAGAAGGUUCUGGGCCUGGACGUGUUCAAUGGCCAGCAGCCGCAAGUUGUGGUGUCAAAAUUUGAGUGGCAGCGUGCUAGAAAUUUAGGGGAUUGGACGUUGUGUGGGACUACUGUUGCGCCUGGGUUUGUCGAGAGCGGAUUUGAGAUGCCAGGGGCGUAUUGGAAACCUGAAGAUUCAAGUACACAGAAAUGGAACUCGUCAUAUUGCCCAAUUACCAAGCGGCGCCACAUCGAUAUCCAUUCUGAGACAGGAGAAAUAGACAUGAAUCAAGGAAAGCAAUGGCUCGGCACCAAUGACGAAGAAAAAAAAUUCGCCAAAAUACAAGCUUAUAACUACGCCAAUUUGACUUCAUGGAUACAUGACAGUCCUCUCUAUGAUGCCGAUAUCUUCUGGGCAGAUCGCCAUCUACUUGUACGGAGUCUGCAUAUAUCCUCUGUAAAAUGA
Molecule: messenger RNA, 777 nt
Organism: Pseudomassariella vexata
Lineage: Eukaryota; Fungi; Ascomycota; Sordariomycetes; Amphisphaeriales; Pseudomassariaceae
Product: RmlC-like cupin domain-containing protein
Exons: 4
Coding region: 1-777 (258 amino acids)
Cellular component (GO): intracellular anatomical structure
Source: RefSeq, a predicted model, not a curated record